AUGGCCUUCUCCAAGGCUUCAGCUCUCGUUCUUGCCUUCGGCCUGGCGAACGCACUGCCACAAGUACCAGCAGGUCUUGCCAUCCCACCAGGUGCAGAGGAACUACCUGACUGCGCAGUCACACCACUUAUCACCCUCCUGACCACUACUGGGUGCACUCAAGUCACGACAGAGUGCCUAUGCCAAGAUCCAGCUUCGACCCUUGCCACCAUCCAGCCGUCCAUCAGAUCAUCGUGCACAGACGAUGCUGAUUACGACGAGGUCUGGUCAUAUGUUCAAGGCUUCUGUCCCACCAGCUCAUCGACCACGACUACCACCAACGCCCCAACCUCAAGCUCAUCUAUGACCAGCUCGACAGUCGUUGCCCAAGGCACCUCCACCACGACGACCACAACGAAUGGCACCGCCAUCGUUUACCCAGCUCCUACUACCAUGACCACCAACGGCACCGCCAAUGGAACUGCUAUCCUGGCCACUCUCACUCCAACAGCCACAAAGACAACCGUUGUCUCGGAAGGCGAGGCUUCCAACUACGGCAUGAGCUUCGCAGCUCUCACCAUUGCUAUUGGAUGCAUGACUUGGGUCUUUGCUGAGCUUUGA
Fulvia fulva is the source of this 600-nucleotide messenger RNA. RefSeq lists its product as uncharacterized. NCBI's taxonomy places the organism in Eukaryota, Fungi, Ascomycota, Dothideomycetes, Mycosphaerellales, Mycosphaerellaceae. The coding region runs from base 1 to 600 and encodes 199 amino acids. The record is from RefSeq and is a predicted model, not a curated record. The transcript has a single exon.